This is a messenger RNA of Penicillium verhagenii, 1188 nucleotides long. Its product is annotated as purine-nucleoside phosphorylase. Lineage: Eukaryota; Fungi; Ascomycota; Eurotiomycetes; Eurotiales; Aspergillaceae. The transcript has 2 exons. Gene Ontology annotation, biological process: transmembrane transport. The coding region runs from base 1 to 1188 and encodes 395 amino acids. Gene Ontology annotation, cellular component: endoplasmic reticulum. The record is from RefSeq and is a predicted model, not a curated record.
AUGUUGGUCGGUCGAACUGGUCUGAUUGCUUCGUUGUUGCUCAGUGGCGGUGCCCUGGCUUCAGUACACGCACACCAUGAAGAGAAAAUCACUCCCAAGGUGUUCAUUGUGUCGAUGUUCGAACCUGAGGGCGCAGCCUGGUGGGACAUUCCCGAAUUCGACCUCCUUGCGCACAACAUCACGGUUCCUGGUCUGUCGCCUAUCUACCCCGAUGUUCACUGCACCGAAAAUUACGAGAUCUGUCAAUUGAUCACUGGUGAAUCGGAGAUCAAUGCUGCAACCACCGUUGCUUCCGUCGCCUUCUCUUCGCUGUUCAAUCUGACUCAGACAUAUUUCUUCAUUGCCGGUAUUGCUGGCGUUAACCCUGAACGGGCCACCACUGGCUCCGCGACAUUUGCACGAUACGCGGUCCAAGUUGCAUUGCAAUACGAGAUCGACAUUCGCGAAUUACCCAGCACCUACCAAACCGGAUACUUUCCCCUAGGAUCAGAUUUCCCCAACCAGUAUCCCAGCAGCAUCUAUGGCACCGAGGUCUUCGAGGUAAACGACGACCUCCGGAAGAUCGCUGCCAAGUUCGCCCGUCAAGGCAACUUAUCUGAUUCAACUACUGCCCAAGCCUACCGCGCACACUACGCGACUUCUAGCGGACAGUACAAGGCUGCCACUCUCCCACCGUCUAUCGUGGAGUGCGAUGUCGCAACCUCGGAUGUGUACUACAGCGGAAACAUCCUUGGCAAUGCAUUCGCCAACACCACCAAGCUAUUCACCAACGGUACCGGCGAUUACUGCACCAGUGCGCAGGAGGACAAUGCCACCCUCGAGGCUCUCCUUCGUGCUGCCGUUCACAAGCUCACUGAUUUCUCCCGCAUUAUUGUGAUGCGUACCGCUUCGGACUUUGAUCGUCCCUAUCCUGGCUCCUCUGCCACUUACAACCUCCUCUAUGCUGAGGCCGGUGGCUAUGAGCCUGCCAUUGCGAACAUCUACCGUGCCGGUAUCCACGUUGUUCAGGGUAUUUUGAACAACUGGGAAAGUACCUUUUCUUGUGGUGUGGAGCCUUCCAACUACAUCGGUGAUAUUUUCGGUACUCUGGGUGGUCAGCCCGAUUUCGGCCCUGGACGCGCCGAGGCUCUGGUGAACAGCGGAGCUUACAAGAAGCGAAGCAUGGAGAACCGUCUUCGUCGCAAGUAA